Molecule: messenger RNA, 727 nt
Organism: Leptinotarsa decemlineata (Colorado potato beetle)
Lineage: Eukaryota; Metazoa; Arthropoda; Insecta; Coleoptera; Chrysomelidae
Source: RefSeq, a predicted model, not a curated record
AAUAGACCAUUAGUUAUAUUUCAAACAAGCUUCAAAGACAUAAUGAGUACUUCAGUUAAAAUAAUACUUGCCAUCAUCGCCACAACGAGUGCUGUUGGCAGUGUCACCAUCACUGAAUGUGAGGAUCAUAAUGCAAUGCCAGCCAGUGUUUCAAUUACAAAUUGUUCCAAAACCGACAGUCUAUGUAAAAUCAAGAAUAAUCAGGAAGUGACCAUAAGCAUGAGUUUUAAUGCCCCUUGCUAUCUGGAAAGAAUCACUCCAGUGUUGAAAGUGAAAAGCAUCUUUGGAGAAGAGAAUAUCCCAGUGGAUUCCGAACAACGCGAUGGAUGCCUGGGAAUAUUGAAUACUUUCUGUCCUUUGGUGAAACAGGAGAAUAUACAAUACAAGGUGUCAAUGAAAUUCAACUUGCUUUCACUGAUUCCACAUAUCAUGACAUUCAAAUUGAUGGACCCUGUAACCAAUUACACUGCACUUUGUUUCAAGACAAAUUUUAUUCCAUUUUCAUGGUAAAAUAAGUGAAAAAUGGCAAAUUAUGUUUUAGACACAUAAAAGAGUUUUUCUCUAAUCCAGUCUGUGAUUUAUUUAUAAGGAUUUCCUUUUAAAUUAUUUUUUUUAUUUUGAGCUAUUGAACUCGAGUGAAAUCGAAGUCAAUAUUUCAAACAAUAUACGAAUUUCAUAAAUUCGAUUAUAUGUAUGUUGUUUUUGUAAAUAAAAGUAUCAAAAUGUA